Messenger RNA from Sphaeramia orbicularis (orbiculate cardinalfish), 772 nucleotides. RefSeq names its product bolA family member 1 (gene bola1). The record is from RefSeq and is a predicted model, not a curated record. The transcript is spliced from 3 exons. NCBI's taxonomy places the organism in Eukaryota, Metazoa, Chordata, Actinopteri, Kurtiformes, Apogonidae. Bases 73 to 525 code for a protein of 150 amino acids. Gene Ontology annotation, cellular component: mitochondrion.
UAUAUCCGACAGGCACUGCAGCGGGCACGCGCAUGUCUUCUUUCCACGGUGCGUGUGCAGACAGACCACCUGAUGCUGUCCGCUGUGCUCCGCUGUGCUCGCCCCGCCCACACCUGUCCAGCCUUCUGCCGCUCACUGGCCCAGUUCACAGCCCGUAUGGACCCGGACCCCAGCCGCCCUGUGGAGGGGGCCAUCAGAGCCAAACUGACCACUUCACUGAACCCACACCACUUAGAGGUCCACAAUGAAAGUCACAUGCACGCCGUGCCCCCCGGGUCCGAGUCCCACUUCCGGGUCCUGGUGGUCAGCGCCCACUUCCAGGGUCUGUCUCUGCUACAGCGCCACCGUCUGGUCAACGAGGCUUUGAAGGAGGAGCUGAGCAGCUGUGUUCACGCUCUGGCCAUCCAGGCCAAGACCCCUGAGCAGUGGGACCAGAACCCCACCCUGGCUAAGAGUCCCCCCUGCAUGGGGGGCUCCAAGGGAGACCACACUGUGGAGGAGAAACUCACAGCUGGCCGACAGUGACCACUGGACUAGACUGGACUGGACUGGACUGGACUGAGCUGCUACACAGACCUGACCCCUUUGACCACAUUAUAAAGCUGGAUUUGAAAUAAAAUGUAAACCAGUUUUUAUUUUGGGCCAAACUUGAGGCAUAGGCUUUGUGUUCAGCUCAGAUCAGCACCUCUAACAGAAGUAUUACAUUUGAAGGGUUGUAACAGUUCAGCUCUAAUAAACUCCUUUAUAACUGUUGGUUUUACUGUUUCUGACC